AUGAAAGCCAUAAAGUUAGCAACUCUAUUAUUGUCAUUAACUUUUAUUACAAUCAAUGCUGCACCUGCACUAAGAUCCUUAGUCCACAAAAUUCCUUUGCAAAAGCAUGGAUUUUCAGAUAAAUAUACUUUAAAGGAAAAAUUUGCUCUUGAAAAAAAACUGGCAAUUUCAAAAUUCUCUCAAAGCUCUAGUGACCCAACUGAACCAUUGACUGACAUAAAAAAUGAUAUCGGUUAUUCUGGGCCAAUCGUAGUCGGCGGUCAAGACUUCACAGUAAUAUUCGAUACAGGUUCCUCAGAUUUUUGGAUUCCAACGAAAGGUUGUUCUAGUGAAGCUUGCAAAGAUGAUCAUCUAUUUGAUCCUUCCAAAAGUAAAACGUUCAAAAAGAUUGGUGAUCCAUUUUUCAUUGCAUAUGGAAGUGGCCAAGUUAGCGGUACAACUGGAUCCGAUGAUUUGUCUAUUGCUGGUGCGAAAGUAAAAGGUCAAAUUUUUGGAUUGGCAACAGAACUUUCUGAUGGCUUCGCCGGCUUUGAAUUCGAUGGGAUUAUAGGAAUGGGAUUUGAUUCAUUAGAAGUGAUCAAAACCAAAACUCCUUUCGAAAACUUGCUUGCACAGAAAGUUAUUUCAGAUCCUGUGUUUGGCUUCUUUUUGGGUAGAGAAGAAGAUAAGACAGGCGAUAAGAGUGAAUUGUCUAUAGGCGGUGUUGAUAAAACAAAAUUUAAGGGUGAUCUUAAUUUCAACAAGGUUGCAGAUCCUUCAUAUUGGCAGAUUAAACUUGACGAUAUUAAAUUUGGUGGAAAAUCUCUUAAAAUCGGAACGGAUACUGCCAUAAUUGAUACAGGCACUACUGUUGUCGUUGCUUCGACAGAUGCAUUCACCGCGAUUAAUACAAAAAUUCCAGGUUCAAAUUAUAACCCAGCUUAUGAUGCUUACACUAUUCCUUGCGAUACAAAAUCUGUCGUCUCUUUUGUUUUUGGUGGCGUCUCGUAUGAUAUUAAUCCUGAAGAUUUAGUAUUUAAAGAUGAAAGUAGUGGCCUCUGUUUUUCUGCAAUAUUUGAUGGUGGAGACCUCUGGGUCAUAGGAGAUACAUUUUUGAAAAAUGUUUAUACUGCAUUCGAUUUAAGUCAAAAAGCU
Ambispora leptoticha is the source of this 1134-nucleotide messenger RNA. The record is from the annotation of a GenBank genome assembly. NCBI's taxonomy places the organism in Eukaryota, Fungi, Glomeromycota, Glomeromycetes, Archaeosporales, Ambisporaceae.